AUGUCGGAUAUCGCAAUCGAUCUGGUGAAUUGCCUAUACCACUACAUCCAACUAUACAACGGAAACCAUUUGGAUUCGAUCCUACGAUACGAUGAUUCUNGCUUGUUUUAUGGAAAUGCAACACCAAUAUUUACCGUUCAACGACUUCGACUUAUCAACGGAUAUUGUCAAGACAAUGGCGGUGGAUGUGCUAUCUUACAAAAAAAUGGCGGCACAACUAAAAUUAUCAAUUGUGUCUUUGAGAACAACACAGGUGCUGUUACUGGUCAAGAUACAGCCGGUGGUGCCGUCUGGACCCUCGGUGGCGGUGAUACAACUGUGAUUAGCAGUGUAUUUCUCGGAAACAAAUGCUCGAAUGGAGGCGGAUUAGGUAUUCUCGGUAGCGGACUGAUGAUUUAUAACAGCCAUUUUGAAGGCAAUCAAGCGACAGGCAAGGACGGAAAUCCCGGUCUGGGUGGAAACGGUGGUGCUAUCAGUUUCGAUGGCAGAGGUCGAAAUAAUACCAUAUGCGGAACAAGAUUUACUAGAAACCAGGCAAACAAAUUCGGUGGAACAUUCUUUCGUGUGUCUUACAAUGGUGAUGAACAGAACAAUUUCGAUAAUGUAUUAAUUGAUAGUAACCUUGUUGUUCAAAGUGGUAAUGGUGCAGCAGGUGCAUUAUAUAUUCAGGGUGGUACAGCAAGAAUUCGUAAUGCUACUAUUUUUAACAAUUCAGCGACAACAGCUGGCGCUCUGUUCUUCUCCAAUGAAAAAGCUGUCGAAUUAAGCAGUGUUAAUUUAAUAGGAAAUCGAGCUAACACUCAAAUUGGUGGCGCAUUCUUCUGUUCCAAGCCAGUUACAGGUACCUUGUCUGGUCUAACAGUUGCCAACAAUUAUGCUGGUGUGCUUGGUGCAGCUUUUGCGGCUUGUACUGACACGUUGACAUUGUCGCAAUCCAUUAUUGCCAAUAAUACAGUUGGUAAUGUUUACACCGCCAAUGCUUGUAGUAAUGCGAUGGACGAUGGCAAAGGCGUUAUCCAAGCACCUAUCAACAAACCAAAGCCUGCAAAUGGAGUGGAUCCUCCUUGUACCAAUGGCACAGGUACACCGAUAAGAGUCAAUAAUAUUACUGUCAUUUUAGAUACAACAGCAUGGAAGAUUAAAGUCGUUGGUGCUCAACCGGUGUAUUUAGGUCCAACUGUUGUUCCAGGCUUAUAA
Messenger RNA from Adineta ricciae, 1197 nucleotides. Lineage: Eukaryota; Metazoa; Rotifera; Eurotatoria; Adinetida; Adinetidae. The record is from the annotation of a GenBank genome assembly.